Molecule: messenger RNA, 565 nt
Organism: Rotaria sordida
Lineage: Eukaryota; Metazoa; Rotifera; Eurotatoria; Philodinida; Philodinidae
Source: the annotation of a GenBank genome assembly
ACAUCAAUAUCAUCAAAUUGAAUCAUUGCUAGUUGAAAACAUUACAUUAAAUAUUUGAUCAUUUUCUCUUGAAAAGAUUGAUGUAAAUCUAUUGGAAAUCAUUUUCAAAAGAAUCAAUCUCAAUAAUCUAACUUCAUACUCGUUCACGAAAGAAAAUCUUCGCGCAUUUAAUUUUAAUAUAUGUAGCAUAUUUGUAUCAAAAAUAAUAUGGUCAACGAAUUGUACACUUCAAUAUUUGACGAUAAACAGCAGCAUAAAUGUUGAUGAACUUUAUGAUAUAUCCCAGAUGCAAAUCUUCUCUAGAAUAUCAAUUUACAGUGUAUCAAACUUUCUUUAUCCAACUAUCCUAGAUUGUCAAAGACAAUCAAGCAAUGACGAGAAAUAUCGAAUCAUUAACUGUAACUCUAGGCAGUUCAGUGACCCAUUACAUAGACAAAAAAGUAUGUUUCAUAUAGGAUCAAUUCUGAAAAAUUCUAUUUUCAUCUAUUAUUAAGAAGCAACAACAACAACAUCACCUCUGUUUGUCAAUGUAACUGAAAUUGAUAUUGAAAAUACACCUGAUUGA